Molecule: messenger RNA, 1881 nt
Organism: Bradysia coprophila
Lineage: Eukaryota; Metazoa; Arthropoda; Insecta; Diptera; Sciaridae
Molecular function (GO): protein binding
Source: RefSeq, a predicted model, not a curated record
AAUUGUCAAAAACUAUAUUGCGCGCAUCUACUCUCCUCUCUGUUUUUGUUUACCUUUUUCCGGUGGGAAACCGAUUCAAGGACAGUUUCAGGAAAUUGUAAUUUCAUGCUGAUACGUCGGCUAAUCUUAAAACUGGAAAGCGACGAAGAGACGCUACUACUGUGCCUGAUGUACGUAUUAACAUGGACGAUCCGAUUACUAAUUCAAUUGAAUCUAAGCGACGGUGCUUGGACGAAGAUACCAAUGAUGUCGUUGAAUCUAAGCGAUCCCGUGUGGAUGACAUAGCAGAUAAUGUUGAAGCGAUAGAUGCACCAAUUCAAGAGCUCCAAUCUACAAUGCCGGACAACGGGUCACCCAUCUCCACUUUGAAUGACCAUUGUUUGCAAGAAAUAUUCAAGCAAAUCAGCAUCGUUGAUUUAAGCCGUGUAGCCGAAGUUUGUAAACGAUUCAAACGGAAUGCUGAGGAAAUAUUUUCGUUGCGCCACGCAAAACGAUUCCGUUUCGUGUCAUUGACUCUGGUGAAGCCGGAGGUUCUACGCAACUUUUCCAAUUUAAUCAAAACCGUUUACUUGAACGGAUCGCAGGCUUAUCGUUGUUUGACCGGUUUCAAUGAAAAUAGUUUGAUUCAAGCGCUUCACUUACGCAGUGCACACAUUGACGUCGCGACAUUGCAGCCGUUGCUGGGCAAAUUGACAUCGCUCGAGAUUUCAAGCUGUGAAUUUGACGGUGAUCCAGCAGAUCUGCUGUCAUUUUGCAGUAAACUUCAGUAUCUGAAGGUCAAGCUAACUUCAUUCGGGGGAUUGACACCGUGCACGAUACCAAAACUACAAAAAUUUGAAUAUGACAACUACGAAUACACCGAACAAUUGCUCUCGUUCAUCGAAUCAAAUCCUCAGCUUUCAUCCAUUUCCGUUACGACCCUCAACAGGGUACACACACCGAAGGACUUCCAGCAACAUUUACUGCAAUUCGGGAAUUUUAGGUCGUUGAAUUCACUAAAAUUACCUUGCUUUAACCUAGACGUGACUCCGCUCAUUGCAUCCAUGCGUACCAACAACAUUCGCAUACAACUGCUUCAAUUGAUUGAUUGUCGAAUAAUUGAACCGGCUACGGCUUUCCAGCAUUUGUUCCAAAUGAAGGGAAUCAAAAAUUUAUCGCUAACUGGUAUCGAAGCUCUAUCUCACGAACACUUCAUUGGCUUGGCGAAGAAAUUACCCGAACUGAAAGUGCUGCGAUUAGAAACGCAACACAACACCAAAUCCACACUCACAAUCAGUGACAUCAAACAAUUCGUUCGACACGCGAAAAACAUCCAUUUGCUCACCGUCGGUGUCGUAAGCAAUGUGACAAUCGAUCGUGACUCGUACAAUGAUUUAUUGGGUCUAUUGGCUACGGGUGGUCGUAAGACGUUGACGAUUACCUUCAUCUAUGUAAAUUCGAUGAAAAUUUCCGUACCAAAGGAGACUUUAAAGGCGCACAAGGAAAAGAUUCGAAUUGUUGGAAUCAAGUAUGACGAUUACAUGGACUACAUGCAUGAUGAUGGUAAUGACAGCGAACCGGAUGACUAUGAUGAUGACGACGACGACGACGAUGAUGACGAUAGUGAUGAUGUCAGCGACGAUGAGGACGACAAUGUAUCGAACCACUCAAAUGCAAGUGAUGACGAGAGUGCAACUAGCAGCAGCAGUGAUGAAGAUUCCGACGAAAGUUCGAAUUUUGCUUCGAUUCUGGGAUCAGAUGAUGACUCGGAUGAAAAUUCGCAUGACAGUUGGUUGGAUGAUGUAUAUAAGAAAUGAUGUUAUUUGUUCAGGUUGGAUGCCCGAGCAUGUUUCGUUGCGCCAAGGGUACUCAAUUUAGUGAGUAAAUAUUGUUUGCAAAACC